GCUUCUUCACAUUCGGUUGUCGCUCUAUCGUCAGCAAAAUGAUCGGUCUUAAGCUGGUAGCCAUCGCGUGCCUGUUCGCCUCCGCGUACUCGCAGCCAACGCUCGACUUAGGCAGUGCCUUAACGGGUGACGUAACCUCAAAAGCUGUAGACACAGUUGAGGGUGCAGGCAAGACUGUCCUGGAUACUGGUCUAAAGGGUGCCGGUAACCUUGGCGGCGGUUUGGGUCUUGGCGGCGGUUUGGGUCUUGGUGGCGGCUUAGGCGGCGGGCUGGGCGGUUUGCUGGGCCAAGUCCUUAAGGCACCCCUGAAGCUUGCAGGCGGUUUGCUCGGUGGAUUGGGAGGAAAAGGCGGCCUCGGACUCGGGGCAAACGGCAAACUUGGUCUCUACGGAAUCUUCAAUGCCCUCGCUCGUGGUCUUACCAGCCUCUCUGUCGACUUGGGCGCCCUCUUGGAAGAUCUUAAACAUCUGAAAAUCCCAGGCACAGUCGACGACGUCGGCAACGUUUUGAUCACUGUUGCCAGAUUCGGCGGUCGUGUGAUCAACUCCGUUCUCCCAGGAACCGGCACCAUCCUCGCUAGAUUGGUCAUCGGUGUGCUCAAGAGCCUCAUCUGUCUCCUGGGAUCCCCAGGUCUUACUGGUAGCAUCCUCAACGACCGCAGACCAGGACUCAGAAACUCCAGGGAUAUUCCAGCCAUCUGCCGUGCAGGAUACGCCAAGCGUUUCGGAGUCAAACCUUACACUGGCGACUACGAAAACGGUGCUGACAUCUACAACUUCUACGACCUUGGAAAGAUCAACGACGAGUUCCAAGUCGCUCUGAACAAAUACACUAAGGGCAAGGGUCUUAAGGGACUGAAGGGAUCACAAAAGAUCAUCGCCAAGUGGGUUAUCGAGCUGACCCUGAUCGUGAAAUCCCACAAGGACGGUCAUUACACCAAAGCUGAGUACAUCCGCAUCGUCAGACUGCUUAUCAAGAUCAUUGGAGGAAUCGGAAACUCAUACAAGAGUGGACUUGGAGACAAACUUGCUGCCGAACUUAUCGUUUACUUGGCUGCCAGCACUAAGGGCAAUGGACAAAUCAACAUUGAUUUGUCAGCGGAAUUCCCAACUAUCAAGAAAGAGAUAGAUGAGUGCAGCAAGGACAACUUCAAGGGUGCCUUCAAUGACGACAACGGUGACGACAGCACUGGCUCGUACGCUACCAUCGACAACCAAAAUUCAAGCGACGACAACUCAAAUGUCAACUCAAACGCAGACACAAAUGAGAACACAGACACAUCUGACAACUCAAACACAAAUGUGAACACAGACACAUCUAACAACUCAAACACAAAUGUGAACACAGACACAUCUAACAACUCUAACUCAGACUCAAACUCAGAUAACUCAAACGGCUCAAACACCAACUCGUAUAAGAACACCGAGACCAAUGACUCCUCCAAGAACUCCUCAUACAACAAGAACACCUCAGACCAGAGUUCUGAAAAUAACACCACCCAGCAAAACGACGGAAACUCAUCCUACUUGAGCACAUCAUACUGCAACCAAUCCUCUUCUACCUCCGAGCAAGGAGAGCAGAGUGAAUCUACCCACUCAUCCAAAACUGAGGAAGGCAGUGAAACUACCGUCUAUUAAAUAAAAUAUUUGUAAUGUUUAUACAAAUAAUUUAACUGCGACAUGCAUUAGCUUAAACUAGAGUGAGAUGACCUCUAAUUGAAAUAAAAGCAUUCCAGAAA
Messenger RNA from Ostrinia furnacalis (Asian corn borer), 1738 nucleotides. RefSeq lists its product as uncharacterized. The transcript is spliced from 17 exons. NCBI's taxonomy places the organism in Eukaryota, Metazoa, Arthropoda, Insecta, Lepidoptera, Crambidae. The coding region runs from base 39 to 1637 and encodes 532 amino acids. The record is from RefSeq and is a predicted model, not a curated record.